CGUCCGUACGUCGGGCGAUAAUUAACCCUUCUGUCUUUCUCUCUUCUUUUCUCUGUAGGUCUUCACGUCCUACAGAGUUAUAGGGAAAGUCUACCUUAGGGCUGCAACUUGCGACUUUGUGUUGUGUGCCGAAACAUAUUUGGUCUUCGAUGGUGCGCGCCCGCCUGGUGUCUGUGAUAUAUCUUAGUGUCAUUUAAUUGCGUUCUUCUUACUGCGUGUUGCUGACUGGUUGUUGAAGAAGUUCGAUGAUGAAAUAAUACUAAAAUACGUAUUGUAUUUCUGUCUAAAUACAAACUGAACACAUCUUCGUUGCCACAUACCCACAUCACGAUACGAUCAUUACAUUCAAGGACCAUAAUAUUAUAAACACGUACCAGACAUUGGUGUGAUUUAAUUUAGGCAAAAUCGCAAAAGCUGAUACCUGUGUUCUCUCUUCAUCAUGAAAAUCUGGACUGUUCAACACACAUUUAACUAUCCAUGGGAGACAGUGGUUCAAGCAGCUUGGAACAAGUACCCAAAUCCAAUGAAUACAGCUGUCCUUGGAAUAGAUGUUAUUGAUCGGCAAGUAAUUAAUGGAGAACUUCAUUCACAUCGGUUAGUUACUACUAGAUGGACAUUGCCAAAUUGGGCAUGUGCAUUAAUGGGUCCAAUAAGUACGUUUUAUGCCAGUGAGUAUUCUAAAGUUAAUCGAGAUCGUCGGCAGUUAAAGUUAGAUAGUCAAAACUUAUCAUUGGGACCAUUUGUCAUAGUACGAGAAAAACUCACUUAUAAGCCACAUCCUGAUGAUCCACAAAAAACUUUACUUAAACAAACAGCUUAUGUCACUGUAGAAGGUUUACCAUGUAGUGGAUAUAUAGAAAAUAUACUUACCAGUAAAAUUUCAGGCAAUGCAGCAAAAGGAAGACAAGCUAUAGAAUGGGUUAUUGAAAAACUACAGCAUAAACAGUCAUUGUAAUUUAAAACUUAUUUAGGCCUACAGUUAAAUCAUUAUAUUGUGAAAUUAAAUUAUAUGGCUAUACCAAUC
Molecule: messenger RNA, 1024 nt
Organism: Melanaphis sacchari
Lineage: Eukaryota; Metazoa; Arthropoda; Insecta; Hemiptera; Aphididae
Gene: slmo
Product: protein slowmo
Exons: 2
Coding region: 440-955 (171 amino acids)
Biological process (GO): phospholipid transport
Cellular component (GO): mitochondrial intermembrane space
Molecular function (GO): phosphatidic acid transfer activity
Source: RefSeq, a predicted model, not a curated record